Peronospora matthiolae is the source of this 270-nucleotide messenger RNA. The record is from the annotation of a GenBank genome assembly. NCBI's taxonomy places the organism in Eukaryota, Oomycota, Peronosporomycetes, Peronosporales, Peronosporaceae.
AUGGCGGAGCGCAAGGCCGUGAUCAAGAACGCCGACAUGCACGAGGACAUGCAGCAGGACGCUGUGGACUGCGCGAGCCAAGCGCUGGAGAAGUACAACAUUGAGAAGGACAUUGCGGCCUUUAUUAAAAAGGAGUUCGACAAGAAGUAUAACCCCACGUGGCACUGCAUCGUCGGCCGUAACUUUGGCUCGUACGUCACGCACGAGACCAAGCACUUUAUCUACUUUUACUUGGGUCAAGUGGCAGUUCUGCUGUUCAAGUCUGGAUAA